AUGGCCGCCUUCUCGGCCAUCAACGUCGAACCGGAAGAGAACAUCGAUGAGGAGGUUGACACAACGAAGGAUCUCCAAGUCGACGAUGCCCUCAAACUCUUCCAAAACGCCCUCAAACUCCAUGCGCAAGGCCCUCAGUCCUUCGACCAGGCUGCCGACGCCUACGAUGCGCUCUUCGAAUCCGAGAUCUUCAAAUACCCAGAAAGCAAGACAGACUACGAACGCUUCGAGGCAGGGCAAGAUGGCACUCUCGCUACGGAGCCUGUUUUCGCCCAAGGCCUCCCUCCUGUCGGCGCAGAUGUCGACGGGAUCGGCAGCAGUCUCCCCCAGGCACUCUACUUGUCUCACAAAAACCACGGUCAAUUCGUCAUCGACCGUAUCAAACACAAGGUCCGAAAAUCUACGAAGAAAAGAGAACCACUUCUCAAAGACGCCGGAGUGCAAAAGGACGCUCAGAGGGCUUUGGACGACUUUUGCGUAGCCCUUGAUCGUGACCCCUCGGAUGCCGAACUGUGGAGGAAAACUGCUCGGGUUGCCGCAUUUCUAAAGAGCGCUCGGAUCAAUCGUUAUAGUCUCGAAGCCGCCAUCGAGUUGGAGGAUGACCCGGCUGUGGAGGAAGUCGAUCCGCCGUCGCUGGCCGAGGGAUUUGCCGGCGAGCAGCUCAAGCAACAACUGCAGGUUCUGGGCGACGACAUGGCGCUGACCCACCCAAUCAUGAACCCCUUCGUGCACCGGGAGAUGCCCCCAUACUUGGCCCGGUUUAUGGACCCCAUGCCGUUUCUGCCGGACCCCACCAAAAGGUUAGCUGUUAAGGAACUGCGCGAUACAGAAAUUGAGACCGCCCGCUCUGUCCUCCCGAUUUCGAUUCCAUCCUGGUCUGAACUUGGCGCUGCUAUUGUACGCUUCGUUACAAAGGAGGGGCUUGCGGGUCAGGGGGUCCUAAUCCAACUACCCGAUACGGACGAGCAAGAAGACGUCCAGAUGGAAGUCGACAUGCAACUACAGCCAGAGGAGCCUUCUUCACAGUCAGGUACCCCGGACGAAGUGGUGGAGGCGGAAGAAGCGGUUGCAGAGCCGCCGAGCGAGGAAGCAACGGUGGAAGGACUGACGUCUGCACCAGCACCCGAAUCUAGCCCGACGGACGAGCAGGCGUCUAAGGACCCGAAUAAUUCCAUAUCGACGAGGAAACGCUCUCAGUCCGCAGCCGGCAUUCCUGACGCUCUUGAAGACGAUGCUGCGGAUGUGAAAAGGAGCAAGCGAACCAGACGGCGAGACACAGCCGUGGAAGAAGUCAUGGACUCGGCCACCUUUCUCGCGAGCCAGCUCCAGCCGCUGCAAGCUGCCGACCAAAACCUGUUUCAGACCACCAAAAAUCUUCUGGAGAACCUUGGGGUAACAGACCAGGUAACCCUCGGGAGAAUUGCCGAGGUGCUCGACUCGUGUGCCGCCGACGACCGGACGGGCAAGAUCCAAAAUCAGGCCACGGUUGACCUCUCACAUUCGAUAACACAUUUUGACGAAGAUACAGGCGCCGUAUUGUUGAGCAAGAGGGAGCUACCUCAGCUCAGCCUUUCUGCCUUCCUAGAGCAUGCAAAGACCGGCUCCCAGCGGGCCCAGGAGGCGUCAGCGUUUGACGAUUCUCGGGGCUUGAAAAGCUUUGUGGAAAACGUCAACCAAGGCUGGAAUACCAUACACGACAUCGCCUACAAAUAUGUGAAAGCCCUGGUUAAGACUUACACUGAGUACAAAUGGCCAGACCAGUUGAGGACGGCCGUAAUAGACGUCACCGGCCGCCUUGAGGGGAGCAUCUAUGACAGUUUCGCCUAUGAACUCGAAUUAUCUCCCAAGGACGUACAAGGCGAAACAAUCAGCGAGCUCGCAGGCCUCGCCCAGACGCUUUUUGAGCUCCACCUCGAUGUCUACGAUCACAUCACGGAUCCUAACAGCACCGCGGAUCAAGAGGCAAAACUGGAAGCGAAAUGUCGAGUGGACAGGUGGGCGGAUAUGGCUGGCGAGGUCAUUAGACUUCGAACCCUGGAACCGGACGAUCCCAUUGCGCUCCGCUUUCUCUGGGCAUCCGUAGCCUCAACCACGAUGGCAAAAGGCACACCAAGAGAUCAUGUCCUGAACUGCUGGCAUAGCCUGCGUGACUUUCUUUUGGGGUCUGCUGCGACGGAAGUCAACCUCGUUAACAACACUACUAUGCCGGAGAUAUCAACGGCUGCCGCGGAACGUGAAAUAUCUAAGCUGACAACGAUGGAUUUCUUUCUGGGUCUGUUCCAGGAAGAUAAUGGCAACCCAGUGGCCGUCGUGGAAAGUCUGGAGCCUGUCCUUAACCCCGAGGGCGUUUACAUCACCAUACCCGCCACCCUCAAGCAAGCUGACGCUGGCGGCGAUGCUCCCAGUGAUAAGCCGGGAAAGCUGCCUAUCGCAGAGUGCGCCAGCCAGGAGCUGACAGACCUGUGGAAGUUCCUCAAAGGCAGUAACACGGAACUGCGACUGCUGCUGUGGUCAAGACUAGGCGAGGCUUACGGGAAAAUCCAGUAUACCACCAAGCAGUUCUCGUGCUUCCUUCGAAGUAUCGAGACCGUCAUAUCAGACCUUGAGAGUGACGACUACCUUCACUCCACUGAUGAGCCGAGGCGAAACCAGUUCAUGAGUCUGCUCAAAGCCCUCGACGACCUGAUCAUCCAGUCACUGCACCUGGCCUUGAAUGACAACAGUUCGUUCGACAUCAUGGAUGAUGAUCACUUGAGGUCGAGCAUGUCUGCUCUUGCCAAAGUCAGCUGCAUGUUACAUGUAGCCGCCAUGUUUGAAGACGAGACGCGGAUUGGCAUGAAACCUGCACCAGCGAGCACCUCCGACCUGAGAUCCUUCCUCAACAAGCUCCAGGAAAUGCAAGUGCGGACCUGGUCCCUUCAAUAUACCAUGCUGAAGGUCGGGCUAAACCAACACCCUGAGCUCUUCCCAAAACCCGAAAACGACCUCGCCGAUUACUUGGCUGCGGUGCAUCAAGUGUUGGGUCUUCGCAAGUGCUGCAAGUCAUCUAACAAGAUCUUCCUCAAAAUGAUGCGCGUGGAGCUCCUGAAGCAGAAGAACAUUGAUAACUGGGAAGACUACCUCGGCCAGGUACUCUACGAUCUGCACGGUCUGAAGCUCGGGGUAGGAAUCUGGGAGGUGCAAGACCACGGCUGCGAACCUGAGAACCUGGAGAAACGGCAGGCACUACAGUUAGUCGGCAAGGUCACCAUGCUGGCAAACAGAAUGUCGAUGAAGGACUUGCUCAAAUCCGACCUCAAAACGACCAUCGAACGUAUGCAACAAGCUAUCGGAUCUGCCAAGUCGAGCCCCCAAAUGGCUCACAACCUCCGCAACUACUCCGAAUAUCUCAAAGCGCCGAUACAUCCGCUGCAUCUCUACCAGGCUUUGACGGGGAGCGUAGAUCUGGACGCUGUCACCAUCAACACCCCCGAGAGCGCGCCGGCCAAGCAGGGCUGGUUCUUCCUUCUCGGGAUGAUCGCUCUUACCAAGUUCAAAGGCGUCGACUUGAAUCGCCGACAAACGCCGGGGGCUACCGACGACCUGCGUAUCGGGGCCACCUUCUUGCGCCUGCAACUCCAGUACACACCGGACCGUUGGGAUGCUUGGUUUCGCCUGGCUGAGUGUUUUGAUUACGAGUUGGACGAGUCAGUCCUAUGGACUGCCGACAAAAUGAACAAGGAACGCGCCGAGCUUGUGAAAUUCCAACGGAAUGCCAUCCAUAGCUACAUCAUGGCGCUGUCCCAUUCAUACGCGUGGGCGUCGGACCCUGCGGUUCUCACAUCGUUGGAGGACGAUGAAGAAGCGCUGUACGACAUGUUCCACGAAUUUGGGAUGCGCAUGUACUCGUCAAGCCGCAGCCCAUUUGCCAUGGAACCCUUCCAGCAUGCCGAGCAGAAUAGGUUCUUCAUCGAGGCGGAAGGGGCGGGCACAUAUAAGAGGAUCGUGCACAACGAGAUGACCGACUAUCAAGUCUGGAAGUUUGCUGCUCACCUUUUCCGGAAAGCGAUGGUGGGGAAACCCAAAGAUUGGAAGAACCCCUACAUGGUUGCCAAGUGUCUCUGGAAGAUGUACCAGAAACCGCCUGAGGAACUCGACGAGAAGAACCGACUGCGCCGUCCGACGGUCCAGGCCGUCAUCGACGCACUGGAGAAGACGAUCGAAGUGGUCUCAUCGCUGCCGAAACCCCGACAUGGUCAGGAUCCGAUUUUAGAGCCGCACUACAAAAUCGUGUCGGUUGUCCACAAACUGGUCAUGCGGGGCGACAUGGAGAUCCAAGCGGCCGCAAACGUUCUACAACACCAACCAUACGCGCCAGACCGUGGGCAGGAGAUAUCCGUUGUCAACGCCGAGGACUGGGAAGCGUACGUGGUGCGGUGCUUGAAGUACCUGCGCGAUAAAGACAAGUCCAAUUGGCAACACCGCAUCAUCAUGCGCCAUGCGCGCAUCCUGUUCGACGAAGAUACCGACCCCAGCGAUAACGAAAGUUCCGCUGCUGCUAAGGCCGCUUUCAACGUCCUACGGGAAAGCAUGUUCACCAAAACCAUGGUAAUGAACGUGUGGAAAUGCGACGCCGAGCGGCCGGGCCGCCACCACGUCUACACGGAACAGUACAUCCGGUAUAUGGUCAGGGUGCUCGACGUCAUGAAAGACCGCGUCAGCCUCGAAGCCGUACUUCGCCGCAUCCGCAAAAAGGGCGCCGAUUUCUACCAUUUCAACGAACUGUGGCAGUUUGGCGUCCUGGCUUAUGUCAAGCUCCUCCGUCGGACAUUUGAGGUGCCUCUCACGGAAGAGGAUGCCUUCAAAACACUCAGCCAGGAGGAGUUCGACACGGUGGGCGAGAAAAUAACUGCUUGGUCUACCACCCCCGCAGCAGAGGACAACGCCGCCCUCACGGCCAUGAAAGAGGCCGUUGAAAUCAAGAAGCUCAACUCCAACCUCAUGAAGGCCGGCCCCAUCGACGACCUCAUCACAGACUGUUAUUCUGCCAUCUACCUACACGUCAAACCCGACCUCCUCGACUCCGACCAACAGAAACUACCCCACCAUCCCCCCGGCGACCCCGAAUCCAAACCAGACAGCAGCAACCCCAAAUCCACCAGCCUCCUCCUCCACGCCCUCAUCACCCGCGACAAAGACAAGGACAUGACCCCCUCAGCACUAAGCUCCCUACGCGCCAACUCGGAACAACCCGACCGCGACAAGUCAGAACGCCACUCGCUGGCGGGCGAUGCCCCACCACGGGCUGCGUCGGGCCGUGCGGGCGGCGGCAUCCGCCGGCCCAACAUCCUGCGCAAGGCGGAACAGGCCGUGCAGGCCGUGCUGCGCGCUGCCGAGAUGCCGCCGCGGUCGGUCGGCGGCGCGACGAACGGGGCUGCGGGGGGUGGCAAGACGAGGUCUAGAAUGGGCAGUGUGUCGAACGCGCGGGCGGGCGGGCGCGCUGCUGGGGAGGGGAGUGGUGAUGAGAGUGGGGAGGAUGAGGAGGAGGCGGAGGAAGGGGAUGUGGAGAUGAAGGAUGUGGGUGAUGAUACUGGGGGCGGCGGCGGCCGUCGUGUGGUUGUGGAGCGGAGUGUGGAUGCUGGGACGGUGAAGGGGGCGGCGGGUGGGGAUAGUUCUUAUGAGGAGAGUGAUCCGGAGGGGGAGGGGGAGUCAGGAGACAGACAUGACCAUGAAGGAGAGGGUGAGGGUGAAAUGGAAGUCGAGCAGGAGGCCGGGCAGGAGGAAGAAGAAGGUGGGGUCGGCGAGGAACAUGGCGGAGAUGAUGAGAUUGGGGACGAUGACGAGACUGAAGAAGAGCAUGAGGAGGGCGACGAGGGGCGGGAGGAAGGUGCUGCGCCUGCGCUGCCAGAGCCGGUAAUGGAAGAUGCUGAUGCCACGGAGGAGGAAGAUGAAGAGGAUGAAGGGGAGUAG
Messenger RNA from Chaetomium globosum CBS 148.51, 5949 nucleotides. RefSeq lists its product as uncharacterized. Gene Ontology annotation, biological process: chromatin organization. The transcript has 4 exons. Bases 1 to 5949 code for a protein of 1982 amino acids. Gene Ontology annotation, molecular function: nucleosome binding. Gene Ontology annotation, cellular component: nucleus; HIR complex. The record is from RefSeq and is a predicted model, not a curated record. Lineage: Eukaryota; Fungi; Ascomycota; Sordariomycetes; Sordariales; Chaetomiaceae.